Messenger RNA from Colletotrichum lupini, 795 nucleotides. RefSeq lists its product as uncharacterized. The transcript is spliced from 9 exons. Bases 1 to 795 code for a protein of 264 amino acids. The record is from RefSeq and is a predicted model, not a curated record. NCBI's taxonomy places the organism in Eukaryota, Fungi, Ascomycota, Sordariomycetes, Glomerellales, Glomerellaceae.
AUGGUACCGCCUUAUCUCGCUGCCUUGGUCGAAGUUCUUCCGUCCAAGACUCUGGGCUGGCUUUAUAUUCCCUUUCCCGAUUCUAUCCAAGUUGAUGGCGAUAUUUCCGGUCUUGUGAUGAUCCUUCUAGGCACCUUGCUCGUCGAGGACCUGGAGAGGAAGAAGGGUAUAUACCCCCCCUCGAGCCCAUUCUCUUCAUGGCCAUUAAUUGAAUUCGCCAACCAGCCUACUCGACGACAAUCUAAGCCCAUACGAGACCCCGAGUUCGAAUCCCGGAAUGAGCAACAGAAAUUUCCCAGCAUGAGCACCAAGAGAUGUAGCACCCAGUUCAGCACCGGGGGCAUGAUUAAACACCAUAACAAGGCGUGGAAAUACUCGUUUGCACUACGUUGCUUUCCAACACACCUCUUCUUCUAUGUGGCUUCUCCGUAUAUUUCAGAGCGGCCUCUUCUCACUCUUCACCGACUUCCAAUAUAUGCGACUCUUGCGUUAUGGCCGCAGAGCCAGCGUAGAGCGCCCGCAGCGGCGCAGCCCACCCACAUCGAUUCUGUUGUCACAUUCCUGCCCACUCGCCUCUCUUUCAAUGCUUCAUCCAGACUCCGCGAGGCAUGUCAAACGAUUCAAAUUCAGGAAUUCCCGACAAGGGCCCGGCCAUCGCGAAGUAUAAUCAGGGGCGGGCGUGGAGAUGUAUCAGUUCAGGUAUGUUCGGAUGGCCGCGCCCCUGAAAGACUGGAUGUGCCCUCUCACACCCUCUCGGAGCACACAUUUUUCACUUCGGGUAUGGGGCUGCGCUAA